Molecule: messenger RNA, 981 nt
Organism: Papaver somniferum (opium poppy)
Lineage: Eukaryota; Viridiplantae; Streptophyta; Magnoliopsida; Ranunculales; Papaveraceae
Exons: 4
Coding region: 134-598 (154 amino acids)
Molecular function (GO): protein binding
Source: RefSeq, a predicted model, not a curated record
GGAGCAGCUACUUGUGCCUCUUCAAACUCUUCUCUUACUCUCUUAAAUCCCUUCCUCUCUUUCCACCUUCAUCUUCCCAUCCUCAUUUCCAUCAUCUACUUAACCAAAGUCAUACUUAACCAAAAUCAAAACCAUGGUAGUAACUACAGAUUUAGGAAACACCAAUACGAUGAAAUUUUUAUGUAGUUAUGGUGGUAAGAUUCUUCCUCGUAAUACUGAUGGUAAACUUCGUUACGUUGGUGGUGAUACUAGGGUUCUUGCCCUUGAUCGCUCCCUUUCUUUCUCAGUGGUAAUGAUAAAGCUUGGAGAAUUAUGUGGAUCAAUACCAGUGAAAUUGCGCUGUCAAUUACCAAAUGAGGAUUUAGAUGCAUUGGUUUCAAUAAAAUCCGACGAAGAUCUUGUCAAUGUUAUCGAAGAAUAUGAUCGAGCUAGUAAAGCUACAUCAAACACUCUAAAAAUCAGAUCAUUUCUUUCACCAUCAUCAUCGUCAAAAUCAGUGAAAAGAAUUUCACCUCUACAAUCGUCAAAUACUUCCUCAAUCGGUGAUGAUGGAUCAUUUUCAGCCGUUGGAUCAUCGUCACCCCCUCUAACAGGUUAAUUAUAGCGUUGGGAGGACAUAGAAGCUAUCUGCUCGGGAGGUGUAAAGAUAGAGAAAGAGAUUUUUUCAGAAGAUAAUAGUCUUUCUCAAUACUAGGGGCCGGGAAAAUCAGUGGUGAUGCCAUGGUCGUGGGGGUGCUGAAAUACUAAAAAUGUAUCUUCAAAUUCUUAUAUACCUCUCCACACAUUUAUCUGUUAUUAAUACAAAGGAAAAUUGGAGAAAAAUCUCAGAACAUAUACCUGCAAAAAAUUUUAAGGUGCAUCUUUUGGCGGACAUCCCAAUUGUCCAAUGGAGUUUUGGUUGAAUCAGAACUAAUGAAUGAAUAAAAAAAAAAAAAAGAAAAAACAGAAAAAAGAGGAUGGCUGGAUGGGUCUUUUGUGACA